Messenger RNA from Vitrella brassicaformis, 390 nucleotides. NCBI's taxonomy places the organism in Eukaryota, Vitrellaceae. The record is from the annotation of a GenBank genome assembly.
UUACACACGGCCCGUCACGAUAGUGGACCCAGGUCCUACCACGAUGUGAUAGUCGGGUGCCGAACUCUCGUAGCGCGUCAGACGCCGCCUGAAGUCGCGCCAGUAGAAGACUUCUGCCGAAAGGAAGGCGUAGCUGGAGUCAUCUCGCUCAUCCACCGCACAUGUACCCAAAAGAAAAGAACAACUCGCCCGCAUCGAGGAGGCCGACCACAAGGCCUGAACCAGCGCCACCACAGGGAAGCAGCCGAAGAAGAAGAGCGGGAUAGCCAGAAAACCUCCAGGACGCGGGCAGUUCCACGGCAAGAAGGCAGAGGGCAGCCGUCGAGGGGUCAUCCGCUGCAAUAGGCCAGCACGCGCGACGCUGGACUCGCGGCUGAUCUCCUCCAGCAU